AUGGCCUCUGAACCGGUGCAUCCCCUCCGCAUCGCCAAACAGACGACGCCCAACUCGUCGCCCGCAAAGAUGACGAGCGGCCAGCCCCGCCCUCUCUCGGAAAUCUCCCCGACGGAGAUGAGGCGCAACUCGCCCAGCUGGCGCCAGUACCAGUCGUCAAAGAAGGCGGCUGUCCACGGCAACGACUCGUCCCCAUUCCAGUCGUCGCCUCUCGACUCGGCCCCCUCUCCCCGUCUCUUCUGGCAGAACCGCAGCAGCGCAGAGAACAUGCACCCUGCGGGCGGCCUUGCAUCGUCGCCCACGCGCCGUUCCUCCAUCGAGCGCCUCCAGCGAGCUUCCCGCGUCAGGAACAGCAACAUCUUGGCCCUGGAGCAGAAGCAGGAAUAUGAUCCCACCCGGCUUCCGCAAAUCGAGAGACCCCUCGCCAAGGUCCAAGGAAUUGUCUUCACCUCUCCCUCCAGCUCGGGCGGCCUUCGCUCUUCCGAGUCGGAGGAGCAAGCCCUCGAGAGCAAGUCGAGCCUCUCAACAAUGAGCCCCUCCAAGAGCUCUCCCACCCUCUCGCCCAGUGCCCAGAUCGUGCCCGGGGCGCCUAGCCGAGGCCAGCCUUCUCCCACAAAGUCGUCGCUGUCCCCUACCAAGCUGAACAAGGGCACCUUUGAUCCCGAGUCGGGCACCUGGUCCGGUCACUCGUCCUUUCACGAACACGAGCUUCCCGACGGCCGAUUCCUCCAUCGCCACCCAAAAAGCGUCACCUUUGACGCCGCCCCCCCCCAGAUCAACGAAUAUGAAAUGGCCACCCCAGACCUCUCGUCGAUUGGCACGAACUCGCGCGAAGGAAGCUUCGAGUCUGCCGACGACGAGGACGACGAGGACGUCCUCUACGACCCCGCCCACGUCGACGUCCAGGACGAAAGCUUCGACGAGUCCCUCGAGGACACGGACAAGACGCCCGUCGUCGGCCCGGACGACUGGAGAGGCGACAGCCCCAUGGUCCCUCCCAGUGCCGUCUGCGGGCAGUAUGAGAGCAGCCCGGUACCCGAGAGCAUGCCAUCCCAAGCCCGCGGCCGCCCAUCCCAUAAGCGCACCGAUUCUUCAAACUCCAACGGAGACCAUCGCCCGCUUCCGCCCCUGCCCGCCCUUGGCCAUGCUAGGAGCCAGUCAGCUGGCUCCGCGCCCGCCUCGCCCGGGCUGUCAGCUACCGCCGAGAGGAUGCUCGGCGGCGGCGCCCAUCGGAGCCUGCCCGUCCCCCCUCCGGCCUCGGCCAGCAAGUCGGACAUUCAGAGCUUCGGCAACGGCAGAAUGACACUCGAAGAGCGCCUCAAGCUCAUGAUGCUGUCCGACGAUGGCAACGCCAAGUCUGUCGCGGAGCAGCAGCGCGAGCGCCGACUUAGAAGGGGCGCUGGCCGUGACCGCGGAGACACUCCCCAGUCCGAGUCCGAGUCGGUGCCUGGUCACGAGGCCGAGGACCACGACGGCGUUGCCGGCGACCACUCGAUUCUGGACGAUUACCAGAUGCCGCCGCGCAUCUCUCGCGAAUCAAUCAUGCGCAGAGUCAAUGGCAACAAAGCGUUUGAACAUGACACCGAAUAUCACUUCUCCUCUCCUGCCGGCACUCCCGCAUCCCAGCGCGGCUCCGCCGAGAGAACCUCGCAGGCGCACGAGGCUCUGGACCCCGAUGUCCCCAUUCCCACCACCGAAGACCCCGCGAUUCACGAGGCGUACCUGGAAGAUGACGAGGGUAGCGUAAUCGUCACCCGGGAUGCUGACGAGCACGGAGAGGAAGCCGUCGAUUACCAUGGGAAUGUGGACAGGAGCGAGGAGGACGACCUGUCUGACUCACAGGAGGGCGAUGAGGAAAGCCACUACUCAGAGGACGAGCCAUCUCGUGAGAGCUCACAGAGCCUGGACGUCGAUGCCGGAAUCACGACACCGCGCGCCGGCUCGCCCGCUCAGCGCCUGCUGCUCAACGAUCCCAUUCCCGAUCUCGCCCCAGUCGCCAUCGCCACGGCCGUGCUCGCCGCGGGGAUGACGCACUCCAUGACCGAAGCCAAGGCCGAAGACGCCGUGGAAAGGACAGACCCGGUCGGCCCCCCGCCGCAGCAGGCUCCUACCCGCGUCGAGCGACCUCACACCCCGGAGAGGCAGAUGGCGAUGCCGGACUAUGACGGGUCUGGCUGGGGAGACCCGGAGAAUGAGUUCGACGACGAACCCGGAACGCCCGACUCGGUCAUCCGCCACCCCAUGCGCGACGACGAUGAGCCUCGAGAGUCGCCAGCCAUCCCCGAGCGAAUCGCAACCAUCAGGUCCGCCUCUGGUUCGAAGCUCAAGACACGAGUCUCCAACACGCCGUCCGACUUGGCCGCGAUGAGAGAGGCCCGCAGGCAGUUCAGCCUGGAGGUCCCGGAAGUUCCCCCGAUCCCCGAGAGGCAUCGUAAUCGCAUCUCACGCGACAUGACUCCGGCGGCUGAAGAGGAGGCCCAGGGCGAGCAGCUCGAACGCAACUCCAGCUUCAAGAACCGCAGCUUGACGCUUGACCUCGACAUGGGUCUCAGCCUUGACCAGGACUUCGAGAGGGUCAUUGAGGCGCAAAAGCGAGGCUACCUCAUGAGACAAAACACCAAGGUUGUGACGGCCAGCGACAAGGACGCAGACAUGUCUUGGAAGACCAGAUCGGCCAACAACUCCCCCGUCAAGCAAGACCGGCCACAGUCAUGGGUCAUCGAGCCUUGGGAUGGAGAAGCCCGCCAACGAGUAUCGCGCAAGCGCCCAGGGACCGCUGGCGCCAUCCCGCCUCUGCCCGGUCAGGACAGCAAUGCCGCGGCUGUCAACUACCUUGCCGAGGAGGACACUCAUUCCGAAGCCGCCACGAUCGACACGGUCGAGAGAGGACGCUUGUUUGUCAAGGUGCUGGGCGUCAAGGACCUCGACUUGCCCCUUCCCAAGAAUGAACGGACCUGGUUCAGUCUCACCCUGGACAAUGGGGUCCACUGCGUCACGACGGCCUGGCUCGAGAUUGCGCGCAACGCACCCAUUGGCCAAGAGUUUGAGCUCGUCGUGCCCAACGACCUCGAGUUCCAGCUCACGUUGAACGUCAAGCUGGAGAAGCCGGCGCACAGCAGCAUUCCGGUCGAGGUGACGAAGAUGGCCAAGCCCAAGACAUCGACGUUUAGCAGGGUCUUUGCGUCGCCGAGGAAGCGCAGGGAGAUCGAGAUGCGGCAAAAGGCCGAGGAGGAGCGCUUCGCCCAGCAGCAGAGAGAGGCUCUGGCGCGGCGAAACACGUCUCCUACGGGCUACCAGCUCCUUUCGCCGCUUGCCGCCGAGGACGGCAGCUUCGCCCGAGCUUACGUUUGCCUUAAGGAGCACGAGAGUCGGUGCUUUGGGCGACCGUACACGGCGGAGGUGCUGCUGUUCAACGAGUGGGCAACCGAAGAGGAGAGCUUUGCCUCGAGCGUCAAGAGCAAGCGCGGCAACACGGCAGUGGUCCGCCGGGCCCCCUACCAGAUUGGCAAGCUGGAGCUCCAGCUCCUGUUUGUCCCUCGACCCAAGAACUCCAAGGACGAGGACAUGCCCAAGAGCAUGAACUCGUGCAUCAGAGAGCUCAAGGCGGCGGAGGAGCGGCUGGCCCGCAACUGGGAAGGCCACCUGAGCCAGCAAGGCGGCGACUGCCCGUACUGGCGACGGCGAUACUUUAAACUGGUGGGCACCAAGUUGACGGCGUACCACGAGGCGACGCGGCAGCCCCGAGCAACCAUCAACCUGACCAAUGCCAAGCGGCUGAUUGAUGACCGCCCAUUUGCCGAGGAAGAAGAGGGCUACAUGUUUGUGGAAGAGGGCUUCCGAAUCCGAUUCAACAAUGGGGAAGUGAUUGACUUUUACGCCGACACGGCCGCGGACAAGGAAGCGUGGAUGAGGAUUCUCUCGGACGUGAUUGGGCGUGGCGACAGCGGCGCGGACGAGGAGAGCCACGGGGUGCGGACCCGGGCCAAGUGGUGCGAGCUCGUCUUUAAGCGGGAAGAGCAGCUGCGGCGCCGGUCCGAGGGCCGUCGAAGCCACACGCGGACCAAGAGCUCGUACAGCUGA
Hirsutella rhossiliensis is the source of this 4080-nucleotide messenger RNA. Its product is annotated as cell division protein anillin domain-containing protein. NCBI's taxonomy places the organism in Eukaryota, Fungi, Ascomycota, Sordariomycetes, Hypocreales, Ophiocordycipitaceae. The record is from RefSeq and is a predicted model, not a curated record. Bases 1 to 4080 code for a protein of 1359 amino acids. Gene Ontology annotation, molecular function: GTP binding. The transcript has 7 exons.